GGUAUUUGAGCGCGGACACUUGGCGGCGCCCACAAGCUGUUCUGUGACAAUUGAUGGAGCGAUUUGGGGAAGAUGGACUUUGAUAAACCGCGGCCACACAAUUAGUCUAAUGAAUUCUUCAGUUUUCUAAGCUCUUUGUAUGCCCGAUCUCAGUCUACCGUGGCGGACUCCUUGCAAACUAAAGCUUUUUUAUUAGGGACAAUGGCAGCGGUAACGAGUCCGGAAACAACACCUCAACCCCGGGUCUAUUUUCAAACACCUCCCGGUACCGAAGAAGAAGUGCCACAGAAGCAAGGACGAGUGACCGUAAAAUAUGACAGAAAAGAGCUGAGGAGGAGGCUGAAUUUGGAAGAGUGGAUAGUUAGCCAGUUAAUGAAUCUGUACGACUGCGAGGAGGAUGAGGUGCCUGAGCUGGAAAUAGAUGUGGAUGAACUUCUGGAUUUGCCCAGCGACGUCGAGAGAGCCAUUCGAGUGAAGAUGCUGCUGGUCGACUGUUAUAAGCCUAAUGAUGAUUUUGUGGCAGCGCUGCUGGAGAAGGUGCGGGGGAUGCAGAAACUCAGCACCCCUCAGAAGAAAGGCGAUCUGACACCAUGAGUUCACCACAGCUCCUCCAAACACCACCAAACCAACCGGUCACUCCAAACCCAGAGGAGCGAUGCAGGCAUGCAGACCCAACCACUAAACCACAGCGUCUGUCAAAUGAAGAUCAACGAUACGAGUCCAGCCAAGCCAAUCUCAGCCGCAGGUUGACCACCCCGAACUCUUUUUACUUCGUCUUAGUACUGUUUCAGCAUAUAUUACACGUAGAGAGUGUGCUAGUGUCCCCCCCUUUAGUCUAAAACUACCGUUGUGAUUUAGGGCAAGGAGUCGAAUGGUUGAUGUUACACUGUUCACUAAUACACUUCUUUUUAUUUUCCGACCACGUGACUUGGCUUGAUGUGUCUGUCUGUAAUCAAGUAGGAAAUUAGAACAAAGCUGAUUUCUUUUCACCCUCUUUUUUUUUUUUGGUCAGUCUCUCACAUCAGCUGUCUUUCUUGAAGGCGAAAUGAUUUUUUUGCAGGCCAGCAAAUAGUUGUAGAUGUGGGGAUUCAGCUUUUGGAGCGUGUUGAUGUAUUUUGGGUAGGGGAAGGGGGGAUGAAAAUUGUGAACUUGUGUUUUGUAAGCCAUUUUUAAUCUACCAUUUUUAGAGAAAAGAAGAAAAAAAAUGACAGUUCUGUGCUUAGUACUACUGCUUUUAGGAAUCAUUUGACUGAAGAAAAUUAAGCUAGAUUGAAGUUCUUUUAGGAUGAAGAGCAGCAAUACUGAUUGAGUGGAUUUGCCAAUUUGUUACAUCUGAUAUUUUUACAAUAAAGGAGAGUACGCCGAAUUGUGAUGAAGGCUAUGAAUGAUGAUGCGUUAGUUGUGUAGGCCAAGGUUAAUGCGAAAUCAAGCUCAAAGCCAGAAUAUCUUUUGUAAAUAAAACGUUUAUUCAAUUUUAAGAUUUGAGAUAUGCGUGUUACUGAUCAGAACUUCUUGGAAUGACAGAAAACUUGUACUUUGUCCACUCUCACAACCAAAUACAUGUAGUAAGGCUCUCAAAUAAAGAAUGGUGCUACAUA
Molecule: messenger RNA, 1598 nt
Organism: Danio rerio (zebrafish)
Lineage: Eukaryota; Metazoa; Chordata; Actinopteri; Cypriniformes; Danionidae
Source: RefSeq, a predicted model, not a curated record